Dentiscutata erythropus is the source of this 639-nucleotide messenger RNA. Lineage: Eukaryota; Fungi; Glomeromycota; Glomeromycetes; Diversisporales; Gigasporaceae. The record is from the annotation of a GenBank genome assembly.
AUGGUCUCUUUUAUUCAUAUUAAUUCUGAUACUGAUGAUACUUUUAAGGAAGCUGAUAAUAGUGAAAAUGAUGGCUCUAUUGAAGAAAUUGCCUACUUUACCAAAAGUUUAACUGCACAACACAUUCAAUUUUCUGCUAUUUCAGUCGAAUAUCCACCUACUGAUCCCGAAGGUUAUGCAAUUAUAUAUAAUUUUAUUGAAAGUGAAAAUUAUUCUCAUGUACAAGAUAAAGAUAAUAAUCAAAUUCAAAAGACAAUGAGAGAUAAAGCCCGAGUUGUAUUUCAUAAUCAAGCACACCUAUCAGCUAACCAAGUAAAUACAUGGAAACAAAAAGAAACAAUUCAAUUAUGUUUUAAUGAAUUAGAAAAUUCAAAAUAUUCAGAUAAUUCAAGCUUUACCUGGCGACUUGCUGUUCUUGAGCAAGUUUUUCCUGAUGAAACUACUAAAAAUAAUAUCGCAUUUGCAAGUGUUUGCAUUGAUGUAAUUUGUGAUGCAAACUAUUCCAGGUAUGAAUUACAACAAAAGUAUAUUAUUCAAAAAAUGAAUUCUUCUCUUAGAGAAAUGGAAUCAAGUGAAUUAGAAAUCGAAUUAAAAGCAAAUGAAGCUAGUACUAGUAAUUUAGAAGGGGAAAAAGAAUAA